Messenger RNA from Xyrichtys novacula (pearly razorfish), 4297 nucleotides. The record is from the annotation of a GenBank genome assembly. NCBI's taxonomy places the organism in Eukaryota, Metazoa, Chordata, Actinopteri, Labriformes, Labridae.
AUGAAGCACAAGCUGGUCAAAGCUACAGGUCAGAUGAGGGAGAAGGUCUGCGCACAGCAUGACAAGCUGUUGGAGGCUUUUUGUCGCACCGAUGAAACAUCAGUGUGUGUUUUGUGCAUGAUGGAUGAACACAAGCACCAUGAUAUUGUACCAGCUGGAACUGAGAGGACUGAGAAACAAGUAAGUGCUGAAAACAAUCUGUUAGUCUUAUCUCUAUACCACUUUAUUCAGGCCAUUCAUGGCAGAUGGUUGUCUCCUAAUGAGUCUGGUUCUGCUUGAGGUUUCUGCCUGUUAGUGGGUUUUAGUCCUGCUGUUUCUGAGUGCUUGCUCUGUGUUUCUUUAAAUAAUAUGACAAAAAUAAACAUAAUAGUAUAACAAAGUAGUGAAAACGUGUGUUAACUUCUACUUUUAUGUCAAACCCUCUACAGAAACAACUUGGAGCCACACUCCACAAAUCUCAACAGAGGAUUGACCAGAGAAUAAAAAAGUGGCAGGAUCUCCGGCAAGCUGUUGAGGCAGUCAAAGUAGGUAAAAAGUUGUGUCAACAUGUCAGUGGAAAAAAAAAGUGGCAAUAACCCUUUUUAACAAACUCUGUCACUGUCUCUCGUGCUCACCAUCAGCACUCUGCUCAGACGGUCCUGGAGGAAAACGAACGCAUCUUCACAGAGCUUCUGCUUUCCAUUGAGAGGAAGUACAAUGAAGUUAAAGAGAUGAUACGCUCCCAUGAAAGGACCACGGUGACACGUGGUGAGAUACUGCUGGACCGCUUGGAGGAAGAGAUCACCCUGCUGAGGAAGAGACACAAUGACCUGGAGAAGCUCUCGCACACUGAUGACCACAUACACUUUCUGCAGGUGAGGUUUGUCUACAUUGAUGCAGACCCUAAACAAAAGACAGUGGUUUCCAUUUUCAUUUUCAUAGAUAUAGUCCUCUGUUUUACCAGACUUCUACCCGUUACGAUCUUGUUUUCCAGAGUUGGCAGUCCCUGUCAGGUCCCUCAGGAUAUGAAGACCUCAACAACAUUGAUGUUACCCCAAAUUACUCCUUUGAUGCCACCAAGAGAGCCAUUGCUACUCUAAAACUACAAGUGGAAGAAGCCAGCAAGACAGAAAUGAUGAACAUCUCAGGAGCAGGUGACAAAUUUCUCUAUCUUUAUCUGAUUUUGACAAAUUGGUGUCUGUUGAGGGCCUUUUUUUCAAGUUUGCUGUUGCUUUUUUGUAACUGCUAAUUUUGUUUUCUGUUUCUUCUCAGUGAGGGAAGUCCACAUCACUCAAGACGCUGAGUCAAAAACGAGGAGGGAGUCGAUCCUGAAAGAAGAGCUUAGGCCAAGAGAGGAAUCAAGGCUGAGAGAAGAACCAAAGACAAGAGAAGAUUUCCUACAAUGUGAGUUGUAGUUUUUUUUAUUCUUCAUGUUUGUUCGUCUUUAAUCUUGUUUUGUUCUGACAUGCAACAUUGUCUCUAUUAUCUGAAUACCAGUACAGAAUAUUAAGUUAAAUCGAAUCACUGUGUUUCACAAAGAAGCAUGGAAACACAACUUCACUGCCAACUCACAGCGAGUGAGGUGUAUUUCAUCAUAGCCAUUGUAUCAUAACAAGAGGAAAAACCACAUCAUGAAAUGAAACAACUGAAACCAGAAUUGUGCAAGUUAUGCUGCCUGCAGAACAGGUUUGGUGAAUAUAAUGAGACAAACGAACAGCUCGGUUUUAUUUGACAAACACAGGUGUUCCUGCUUUAACUGCACCUGAUUUAAAUGGCUGAUGUAAGGGAGCUCCCAUAUUUACUUAAUAAGCUAAAGUUAAAGUGUGACACAAGAAACUCAAAGAAACUUUUACAACAAAAAGAGAUAGAUACCAUAACAAAUGGCCCAUUGUAAUUGAAAACAGGGACUACAAACACAAAAUAAAAAGUGAUUAAUGAAAUAUUUUUUCUCUAUUGUUCAGAUGCCUGUCAGCUGAUUCUGGAUGUGAACAGCGUACACCCCAAUCUCCACCUCUCUGAGGGAAAUCGAACAGCUACUAUGAAGAACGACCCCAAGAACUACGCUGACCAUGCAGAGCGAUUCGACCACUGGCAGCAGGUGAGAAUUUAAUCCCCAACAGGAUGUUAUCUAGUUUGUGCAAAAGAAAGAGGGAUUGAGAUGGUAUACCAUUGAAAAGAAAAAAAGAGGCAUACAAACUGUCAAGAUGAAAAUUUCACAGUGAAAAAGUUGUAUUGUGUUGUAUUGUAACAUAUCAUAUUUCAUUGUUUCAUCAGGUAUUAUAUGUUAUCAUAUCAUAAGUCAUGAAUCAGAAAUAACUCUUUCAGUCAUUUUAAAUCACGUACUUCCUCAUUUCUCUCUCAGGUCUUGAGCAGGGACAGUAUAAAUGGCUCACGCUGUUACUGGGAAGUUGACUGGAGGGGGACAGAGAUAGACGUGGCCGUCACCUACAGGGGGAUCCGUCGCAAAGGAAAUGGCAAUGAAUGCAGCCUGGGCUGGAACGACAAGUCCUGGAGCUUGUAUUGCUCUGACUCAAAAUAUUCAUUCGUGCACAAUAAUAAGAGCAAUGACAUUGUGGCUCCAGUGUCUUCCCGUAUUGGUGUCUAUCUUGAUCAUGCUGCAGGAAUACUUGCAUUUUACAGUGUAGGUGAUGGCAUGCAGCUUCUGCAAAGAGUUCAGACUACAUUUACUGAACCGCUCUACCCUGCAUUCAGCGUGUGGGGCUUUGGUUCUACUAUAAGGCUGUAGAUUCUCCACUGGUGCAAGUUACUGAAUACUCUCAUUAAUCCUAUGAAUUUUGAAACAUGGAUUGUGACAUAUUCCUGUCUGUUUCUCUGCUUUUCUAAAGUAUUUUUCUACUUUGCAUGAAUUAUUGUAUAAAUCCAUUAAGGACCUCAAACUUAACAGUUUUGAUCUUGUUUUUAUGAGGUAACUAAUUCUGAAGAGAUAAUAACAAAAUGUAUCAGAAAUAAGUAAAGAAUUGACAUAUCUUAUGUUAUAUUGACAUAUCUUACAUUGUCUUGAUAUCUUUAUGUAUUCUAUGCUUCCUGUUAUGUUUAAAAAAAAACAUUUUAGUUCAGUCUCAUCUUUGAAAUUAAAUCUCAAUUUUGAAAUAACCUGGACUACCUCUGUUUUAUCCUGCAAUAUCAAACAGGCAAUGGAGUAGCACAAGAAAGACUGACAAACAGUCGUACAGCACAGAACAUCAGCACAUGGAAAUAAAAACAAAACAAAAGCUCAGUUAAAAACAAGGCCUUCGAAUUGAAGGCCAAUUUCAUUCGUCAUAAGAAACCCAGACAAUACAAGAACCCUACGACAUAAAAUGAGACAAAACAAAAUAAAAACAUAAAAUAGGUGAGAAAAGGAAAUGUGAUAAAAAAGGGUGUCGAAAGCAGUAAACAGGAUAGUAAAUAUAAAAAGAGGAUGAUAAUAAAAUUAUAAUGUUGUACAUAAAAUCACAAUAUUAUGUUGUUAUUAUCCAUAUUAUCUGGCCUCUUUAAGAUGUGGUAUAAAAAACUAAGCAAGGCUUGCUUACUACUUGAAACAUCACAUCCAAACGUGCAUCAGGACUGCACAUAUUCCCAUAAAACCGCCUGUUUCCCCUCCUCCAAUGAAUGUUUUUAUGGAGAGACAUUGACGCGUUUAUACUCCAGGUGGCAGCAAAAACACAUUAAGUUGGACCGACAAUAGUAAAACGAGGAUAUACAACCCGAUAUACUGCGCCGUGAUAAAAAGGGAGGCGAAAAGUUCCUCAAAAAGCAGUGAUUUGGAUGAAAUACACCCUGACUUUUCCCACGUUAACCAAAAUGGAGAAGUGAGAAUUGUGUUUCUUUUAUUUGUGCUGCGUUGCUAGGAAACAGCAGGGUUCCGAGUUUAAACUCUAUCAGUGUCCAUACCGCGGGGCCUCAAGAAUUUCAGUUAUCAGUAUCAAAAAUAAAACUACGAAAAUAAUUUUUUAACAACGACUGACCUCCCCACUUCCAUACAAUCUGAAAAAAUCGACUUAGAAUUUUAUUAAAUUGUGUUUUUAUUGAGUUUUCUGCAUUCCGUCUCCGCCGUCCCGCCCUCACGGCGCACAGCUAUAUCCGAAUGCAGCGCACCCUACUACUACAGGUUUUUAGAGGGGCGGAGUCAACAGCUGGAUACUCUGGAGUGUGUCUCGUGGCGGCGAUGCAAGGAGGCGGACUGCAUGUGAGCACGAGCUUUCACCCUCUGCAUAUCAAUGGGAAGACGGCAAACGGGACUCUGGUGUUUCAGGAGGAAAUCGAUCAAACAAAACAAGGUGACCACAUCGUGUCAGAGAGGAACAUCGUGGAGUAG